AUGAAGCGAAUUUUGAGCAUUUUUUUUUUAAACAUUUUUGUUUUGUUUUUGCUAUUGCUUUCCGUGGCGCAGAAUUACUGUGAUCCGGCGCUUUGUCCGGCCGGAUUGCGUCAUGUUGUGUGCGGCAAUAGCGGUCAAUUCGCCAGCGGCUGUCGCGGCGAAUUCGUCCCAAUCGAUGCACACAUACCCCUCAUACUGAAGGAGCACAACGAUCGCCGCAAUCUGCUGGCCGGCGGCGGCCUGAGCGGCUUUCCCAGCGCCCUGCACAUGGCCACCAUGGCGUGGGACUCCACACUGGCCCAGCUGGCGGCCUAUAAUACGCUGCAGUGCCGCAUGGCGCACGACGAGUGCCGCAACACGAACACCUAUCGCUAUGCGGGCCAGAACCUGAGCGUUCUCUAUACGCGCAGCAUUGAUGUGGCCGAGUUUCUGCGCCAGCGGAUUGCCGCCUGGUUCGAGGAGUAUCGCUCGGCGACCAGCGCCGACACGGAAGUCCAUGUGCCACGUGCCGGACCGGCCAUCGGCCACUUCACGACCAUGGUGAAUGAGCGCAACAAUCGCAUUGGCUGUGCCAUUGCUCGGUACACGGACGCGAACGGUUUGGGGUCUACUUUGCUCGCCUGCAACUAUGCGGUCACAAAUGUGCGCAACAAUCCGAUCUAUAGGGCCGGUCCGCCGGCCUCUGAGUGCAUCAGGGGUCGCAAUCCCAACUACUCCAAUCUCUGUGCGGAGAAUGAGGAAUAUAACUAUAACACCUGGUCCACUUGA
This is a messenger RNA of Drosophila novamexicana, 768 nucleotides long. Its product is annotated as scoloptoxin SSD976. The coding region runs from base 1 to 768 and encodes 255 amino acids. The record is from RefSeq and is a predicted model, not a curated record. The transcript is spliced from 5 exons. Lineage: Eukaryota; Metazoa; Arthropoda; Insecta; Diptera; Drosophilidae.